AUGAUAUUUAACGAAACUAGAAACGGAUUGGCCAAGAAGUUCGGAAUAGUUUCGGUCGGGGCUAUCUGCUUAGCUUACUUUGGAAAGGCGCGUGCUAGCAGUUACAAACAGGGUCGGCACACCAACCAGAGUGAUGCGUUGGUGGACAGUCAGACUAAAGAGUUUUCCACUGACUACUACUAUCCAGGCAAGAAUGAAGAGAAUGGCGAGUAUAAGCGUCGUAGCGAGUAUGUGGGGGCUGGAAGCAGUUACAACUCGCGGAGGCCGGGCGAUCGGUUGACGAUGUUUAAGAUUUUUGACAGAGAUUGA
Messenger RNA from Yamadazyma tenuis ATCC 10573, 309 nucleotides. RefSeq lists its product as uncharacterized. The record is from RefSeq and is a predicted model, not a curated record. NCBI's taxonomy places the organism in Eukaryota, Fungi, Ascomycota, Pichiomycetes, Serinales, Debaryomycetaceae.